AUAAACUCUAUGUACACACAUAUCUACGAUACGAUAUUAAAUUAUAAGUUGAUAUUGUAAGAAAUAUACCGAGUUAACGUUAAACGGGGGGAAAAAAGAACUAUAUUCGUUGAACGCAGCAGUUGGUUCAUUGUCAGUUGUAAUUACAGUGCGGCGAUUCUGCAAGUAAAAUUGAUUUCCUAGUUGUUUUACUUGUUUUAUUUGACGCAAUAAAUAUAGGAUUGAAAAAUCUGUGAUUUGUGCUGCGAAGAUAACAUUCUCGGGAGACUGUUGCAGGCGACGGAAACAUGAAGCUGGAAAUGAUGAACAGGGAGCAGGGCUUGCAACUCUUCGGAAAACUAAUACGGACAAAGAACAUAGAAGGUCUUCAGGGUGACCAUGGAAAACCGGGUCCCGAACCGGCUGAGCCACCUGACUCAAAACAGAAAUUACAGAAGUGCCUCACCACCCUGGACCUCACCUCACUCGGCGUUGGAUCCUGCGUCGGCACCGGGAUGUACCUAGUGGCAGGAAUGGUGGCGCGCAGCGUCGCAGGACCCGGCGUCGUAAUCUCUUUCAUAAUCGCCGCCAUUGCCUCGAUUUUUUCCGGCGCGUGUUACGCCGAGUUCGGAGUGAGGGUGCCUCACACCUCGGGGAGCGCUUACGUCUACAGCUACGUCACGGUCGGAGAACUGAUCGCCUUCAUAAUCGGAUGGAACAUGAUCCUCGAGUACCUGAUCGGCACCAGCGCUUGUGCUUGCGCCCUCAGCGCUUGCCUCAACGCCCUUGCAAAUGGCGCCGUUUCCGGGGCGAUCACCGGCAGCGUCGGCACCAUGUUCGGACGCCCACCGGAUUUCCUCGCCUUUGUCAUCACCGUUCUGAUGAUGAUACUGCUCGCCGCUGGCGUCAAGAAGUCCCUGGUAUUCAACAACGUCUUGAACGCCGUCAAUCUCGCUGUCUGGGUAUUCGUGAUGGCUGCCGGAAUGUUCUACGUUGAUACGAGUAACUGGUCCGAGCACCAGGGUUUCCUUCCAUACGGUUGGAGCGGGGUUUUUACCGGCGCCGCUACGUGCUUCUACGCGUUUAUAGGAUUCGACAUCAUAGCAACGACGGGGGAAGAAGCGACGAAUCCAAAGAGAAGCAUCCCCCUCGCCAUCGUCUCGUCACUGGUCAUUAUCCUGAUCGCGUACGUGACCAGCAGCAUGGUUCUGACGUUGAUUGUUCCGUACGACCAGGUAGACCAGGACUCUGCAUUGGUCGAGAUGUUCGGUAAGGUGGGCGCCUACAAGUGUAAGUACAUCGUCGCCGUCGGUGCUUUGGCAGGACUGACCGUCUCGAUGUUCGGCAGCAUGUUUCCCAUGCCAAGGAUCGUCUACUCGAUGGCCCAGGAUGGUCUGAUUUUCCGGACACUGAGUCAAGUCUGGCCCACGACCGGGACUCCGGCUCUGGCGACCUUCGUUUCCGGUAUCUGCGCAGCCUUCGCCGCGUUGCUGAUAAAACUCGAGGUCCUCGUAGAGAUGAUGUCGAUAGGCACCCUUCUCGCCUACACGUUGGUAUCGACCUGCGUCCUGAUCCUGAGGUACCAGCCGCACUCUACGAACCUCGUCGAGCUGCUUCCCCAGAGUCUUCGAACGCCUGGCAGAUCGCCGACGAAGGAAGCCCAGCCGAAUGGCCAGGUGGCCUACGGCAAGGACCUCAGGCCCGAUCAGCCGACGACAGCGCUGAACCCAAUUUCCGGUCCACCGGCGGAAGCCGCUCCCGGGAACAACCAGCGUGUUAUGGUACGGAGGAUCACCAGGAGGUGCAACAGCUCCUCGCCAGACUCCGACGACACCUACGGGGGCGAGGAGGACGACGUAGGACUGGGAAAGGACGAUCAGUAUCUGGUCAGCGAUCGUACGGAGAAUAAAUUCUACGGCAGUGUUCACGCCGCUGCUGCCGGAUCCAGUUGCGGAAGCAGUCAUCAGUACCCCGGAAACACGCCGAUCAUUGGACCGCCCUUGAGCUACCUUCAGCGUCGUCUCCAGGCGGCGCAGUACCUCUGUCCAGCGAUAUUCCCUUGGGUCGACAGAGGACCAGCGACUGAGGCCUCCGGUCGUUACGUUAUGAAGAUGGUCGGUGUGCUGUAUAUAUUAAUUCUGAUAUUCGACUUGAUCAUCGUCUGCGGAAUGGGUAAUAUGGGCACUUUCACAACGCUGUUGACCUUCCUCUUCCUAUUUGCAAUAAUCGGAGUCCUACUGGCCAUCAGCAGAAAACCUCAAAAUAGGAAUACCCUGAUGUUCAUGACUCCGGGUCUUCCUUUUGUGCCGGCGAUCGCAGUGACGGUGAACAUGUACCUAAUAUUCAAGCUAAGCAUCCUGACACUGGUCAGAUUUACGAUUUGGAUGAUAAUCGGUUUCGCGAUGUACUUUUACUACGGUAUAAAGCACAGCACCCUCGAGGAGCAGGAACGCGGUGAACACGCGGCGGAAAGCGGAGAUUCCGUCGGCGGAAACAUAGAGCUAAAGGUAACCGAGCAACAAAAAGCUUCGAGCUUUACCUUCAACAGCAGCCAGGGAACGGAGGGUGGAUUCUACGAGGGUCAACAGCUCGACGCUUUUGGCCAGCCGGUAUUCGGCAGCACGAAUUUUGGCGGAACACCGAGUCACGUUGCGAAAACGAAUCCGCAAGGAACCGCCGGAGAGGCGAACGUCCUUUUCGUAUCGGAGCAGGCCUUCCCAACUUGGGACGACUAGAGAGUGUCCCUUUAUUUUGCGUAGAAUAUUGUUGAAGAAGAAGGGAGGAGUCGAAGGAA
Molecule: messenger RNA, 2773 nt
Organism: Diprion similis
Lineage: Eukaryota; Metazoa; Arthropoda; Insecta; Hymenoptera; Diprionidae
Product: probable cationic amino acid transporter
Exons: 14
Coding region: 288-2714 (808 amino acids)
Biological process (GO): transmembrane transport; amino acid transport
Cellular component (GO): plasma membrane
Molecular function (GO): amino acid transmembrane transporter activity
Source: RefSeq, a predicted model, not a curated record